AUGGCCAAGGAAGUGAUAGCUUCUGGCAAUCUUGAUGUCGACAAGGAAAUCCACACUCGGGAGGCCUCAGCCCAACUGGCAGAGCUGAUUUUUGAUGCCACUCGCGAUCACUCCCGUCUUUUAGAAGCCCUUCAAGACUAUCAGGCCAUCGUCCGACUGCUCAAAACGCCAUCUCUGCAACGGGCAAUGUACCUGGACAAACUGGCAUACCUAGAGAUGACGCUUUUCAGUGUCACCCGAUCCAUGAAAGUGCUUGACGACUCUAUCGCUCACUCCACACAAGCAAGGGACGAUGCGCUGCCCACAAAUGAUCCCCUUCUCGUCACAAUCUUUCAGAAUCUCGGGUACAGCGUAUUUCACAGAGCUCAGUUGACGGACAACCCCACCGAUAUUGACCAAGCCAUUGAAUGUGGCCAAGAGAUCCUUCACCGUGCAGCCCCGGACAGCCCAGGAUACCGAAGAAACAUGGUCAAUCUAGGCAGUCGCCUCUUCGCUCGAUACAGAAUGACUCGCCGAGCCGACGAUCUGGACCAGGCCUUGUCCCUCGUCGAUAAGCAGCUCGAGAUGAAUCCACCAGGCUCUAGUGAACAUGGGUCCGCAUUGCUGGUCAAAGCAAACAUGCUCCGAGACAAGUAUGAACAGAGUGGCGACAUCCAAGACCUCGAACGGGCCAUAUCUGGUUUCACGUCUGGGCUGGACUCAGACAAGAACUCGGAUGAACUUCGCUCUGACAUCCUCGACCAGUUGUCUCUCUUGUAUCACAAGAAAUACAAGGAGACAGGAGAAAAGGCGGACCUCGAGACAGCCCUUGGUUACUCGAGACAAAGGCUUCUAAACACUCCAGCUACAUACCCGACCCGACCAGCUCACAUUGCAGACUACCUAUCCCACCUUGUCGAAUACAUCCUGCUCGCUGACUCGAUGAGCACAGUGCAGGACGCCAUCAAAGAAGCUAGAUCGCACAGAGAUGAAGUGCCCAAGGCUCACGCGAAACAUCACUCCUGUAAUCUUUCGUUGGCUGGGUUGCUGUCGAAGCAAUAUCUCGUUUCCCACGACGUCAACCACCUCCGAGACCUCAUAUCGCACACCAUCUCAAGUGUCCACGAAUGGAACGAAAAGCUUGACGUCACUCGACCGAAAGUGCCUACUGACGAGCUAUAUCGCUUUUCGUCGUACAUCGGUGACAUCGAUCGUGCUCCGACGGGUGCUCCAGUUAAAAAGCAGGCCGCCGAGCUGCUGGAGGAAUGGCACAUUCCAGUUCAUGAAUCCCGGACACCAUUCGACAGCAUGGUUGCGAUGUGCCGAGUCCAUGUGGAGGAACUUGGAGUCUUGUGCAAGAACCUAGGCUCGGAUCAUGCACUGUCACAGGACGAGCGCAGUGCAGGCCUCGAUCAGGUCGAGAAGGAUCGAGCCGCCAAGGCAGCAGAGGACCGGAAAAGCUCGAGUCAGAUGCGAAACUUCCAACGCGAUGACUACACUGACCCAUUUUUUGGCCAUAGACAGUUGGCCGUCGACGCUCAACGGAAACGCAUCGUCGUCUCCAUGGAAGGCUUGGUCCGGAGUGUCCUUGGCUAUCAGGACGACGAAGAGGAGCCAAAAACAUGGUCCGAAUUCGAGGCUAGAGAGGCUCGGCUAGAACGCGAAUCACUUGAGAAGCAGCAGGCUGAGGGCAAAUUUCCCAAUCCCAAGCUUUGCCGACUAUGCCGACACGUCAAGUUAUUGAAAGCCACGGAUGGCGGUGCCUUCGUCUGGGACACCAACCAGUUUUUCCCGUUUGGAACUUACACUCAACUCCUCACGAGGAACCACUGUUCCAUAUGUCGGUUGAUAUUGUCCCUCACCACAGCGGAGGGAAGUCGGAGCCUACACUCACAACUAGCCAAUAUUGAUCCCGAGAUACAGGGCACACAAUUUCACGCCCAGGUCCUGCGGUCUGGGGAAGUGAUGCUUGGAGUCGAGUAUGGCAUGACGACAAUCGGAGCCCUGCGACUUCUCACUGCCAAAAAUCUGACCGAGGCUGUGAGACAGCCCUCUCAGGUUAUCGCCCUGAAGUCUGCCUUGGAUCACGGUGGCUCUCCCUUGUCUGCGCUCGAUGCAGAGGAUCAGAUGGUGGACUUCAACGGGAUCCGGACGUGGCUUUACGACUGUCAUGGUCUCCAUGGGGAACUUUGCAACGGAGUCAGCAAAACUGAGAGAUACCUCAAGGACAUCCCAUUGCUCCUUGUGGAUGUCCAAGACAACUGUCUGGUCCAGGCCACCUCCGCAGAGCGAUAUCUCACACUCAGCUAUGUGUGGGGCAAAGUCGACAUUUCCACCACAAAGACGACAAACCUCACGGUUCGACUGCGAAAGUCAAGCUUGGACCCAUCGAGCUUUCCAAAGACCAUCCGGGAUGCUAUGACAUUGGUCCGAUCGCUCGGAGAGCGGUAUCUGUGGACGGACGCGCUUUGUGUCAUCCAGGACGAUGACGACACAAGAGACCGAGACAUUUCAAAUAUGGAUAUCGUCUACCAGAAGGGAUUCUCCAAUAUCGUGGCUCUCGCAGGCAGCGAUGCCGACGCCGGCUUGCCAGGGGUCACCCCGAAAUCCAGACCGCCACAGAAGAUCGAAGUGCUGGAGAUCUCGAAGAACUCGGAGGAUCUUGCUCUCCGCGAUGAUGGGGAUGGUGACGGCGAGAUGGAAACACUUUAUAUGGUAGCUACCCCACGACCUCUGUCGUUUGCUCAGACAAGUUCGACCUGGAACACGCGCGGCUGGAUCUUGCAGGAGCAAACGCUUGCUCGUCGAAACAUUUACUUCUCGCCCAACUAUGUCUACUUCCAAUGCAACCAAGAAAUCCAGUGCGAAGUGACCUUAGAGGGCCCAAUCCAGGAGGACAAGUCCAGCCGCGGUAAGGGGGAAGGUGAACAGGGAGCGUCCGUGACCAUCAAGAAUCCACUCACACUGCUCAGGAAGAUUGAUGACCGCUCUGGACCAGAACACUUGCGACGAGUUUUUAGCGCUUACAGUGAACUUGUCGAAAUAUACACGAGACGCGAUCUGACACAGCCAACGGAUGUUCUGGAUGCCUUCGCGGGCAUGCUUUCGACGUUCAGAGACGAGUUCAAGAGCGAGAUCUUGUAUGGGAUCCCCAUCGCGGCAUUCGACUUGGCUCUUCUAUGGACUCCCACCCAGACCCUGAAUGGCCGACCUGGAAGGAAAUCUACUUCCCGAAUGGCAGCAUUCUCAACCUCACCGUCCGCGCCUGACACCGAAGACGCCAUCAUCCAGAAUUUCCCAACGUGGUCGUGGGCAGGGUGGAUCGGCAGUGUUGAUUACCGACUCCUCCCGCUCGACAAGGAACCCGCUCCCGAAUCCCUCAUCGGCGAGAUCUACAUCAUCCGGCACGGCAAGAUCCUCCGCCUGAUCAAUUACCACCGGCCCUGUCCCGACAAAGACGCAAAGGCCUCGCCGGAUCUCCUCAACGCCUACUUCGGCCGCAUUAGCACUGACGCGCGACAAACAUUCCGGGACACCAUUCUGCACGUGCGCCUCCCGAUCGUCUCUCGCGCCGGCUUCACCAUCGACCGCAGCCGCUCGCCCGACUACCUGAGCAGCAACCAACACGUGCAUCUGCAGACCAGCCAAGCCGUGGUGCGCAUCCACGACAAGGCAGGCCGACACUGUGGCAUCCUCUUCGAACAUCUUGACUACCAUUCUUUCUUGCAGCUCGUUCGCGGCCAAGACAUGAGCCAAAUCGCCGCGUCGCUGGAAUCCAUGAUGACGCUCGACGACAACGCCCUGGUUGCCGUGUCGCACACCAAGGACACCUACGGGCGCCGCGAGGCGCUGACCCGAGUGGAGGGGGAUGUGAAGCGGUUUGAUGCGUCUGAGUUUCCGGAGCAGGGGCCUGGGAGCGCGCUGGUGAAUGUCUUGGUUCUCAGGCCGGCCGUGGGGUGUUUUGAGAGGAUUGCGGUCGGGCAGAUCCACGUGAGGGCGUGGGAGGAGGCCGGGCCGAAGAGGAUGUGGAUCAAGAUUGGAUGAAGGGGUGACGGGACCGCAUGAAUGUGUUUGAGAUUGACGUGCUUACACAACUGUCUAUCCCUAUAGCAAGCAUGUGCCGAGGGCGACGGAACCUUCAACCGUGCCACCCCUCCACUCUUGCAAAAGAUACCCGACAAGGAUUUGGCGGCGAUUGCGAUAGCGAUAGGCGAG
Cladophialophora immunda is the source of this 4194-nucleotide messenger RNA. RefSeq lists its product as uncharacterized. Bases 1 to 4023 code for a protein of 1340 amino acids. The record is from RefSeq and is a predicted model, not a curated record. The transcript has a single exon. Lineage: Eukaryota; Fungi; Ascomycota; Eurotiomycetes; Chaetothyriales; Herpotrichiellaceae. Gene Ontology annotation, molecular function: protein binding.